Molecule: messenger RNA, 1456 nt
Organism: Rosa rugosa (rugosa rose)
Lineage: Eukaryota; Viridiplantae; Streptophyta; Magnoliopsida; Rosales; Rosaceae
Product: protein REVEILLE 6
Exons: 8
Coding region: 109-1083 (324 amino acids)
Molecular function (GO): DNA binding
Source: RefSeq, a predicted model, not a curated record
UACCCAGAGGUCCCUAUAUAACCUUCAAAGCCGCCGGCGCAAAAAAUUCGCAAACUUCCUCGCACCUUCGGAAAAAGCCCAAAACCCGACUCCGUUUCAAAUUUUUGUAUGGUAUCCAAAAACCCGACUCCGCCCGACGGCCUGUACUUGGAUCCGAACGAAAUGGCGUUACCCGGACUCGGGCCAUUCGCGUCUGUCGCCACGGCGGCGACCACCACGGCGUCGACGACGUCGUCGUCGGCGGAGGAUCUGAGCAAGAAGAUUCGGAAGCCCUACACUAUUACCAAGUCCAGAGAGAGCUGGACUGAGCCCGAGCACGAUAAGUUCCUCGAAGCUCUUCAGCUCUUUGACCGGGAUUGGAAGAAGAUUGAAGCUUUUAUCGGGUCGAAGACAGUUAUACAGAUACGUAGUCAUGCACAGAAGUAUUUCCUGAAGGUUCAGAAGAAUGGGACAAGCGAACAUCUACCUCCACCUAGGCCGAAAAGGAAAGCUUCUCACCCCUACCCUCAGAAAGCCUCAAAAAAUGUGCUGGCACUCCCACAAGUGUCUGGUUCAUGUCAAUCUUCAUCGGCGUUACUUGAAUCUGGGUUCAUCCAAAGGCCAGAUUCAUCAUCGGUGCUUAUUAGUCCCAUUCCUGGUGGUGCAGUCCCUUCUUGGCCUAAUACUUCUGUGCAAACAGCCAACCUAUCACAUGAGACCAAAGGGCCAGCUAAGCCGAGCUGCAAUAGUGCAGAAAGCACUCCAAAAGCUCAACCAGCCAGUGAAACAACUGAUCAAGGGAAUCGCAGCCUUAAUCAUAACCAUCCAUUGAGAGUUCUGCCUGACUUUUGUCAAGUAUACAGCUUCAUUGGCGGUGUCUUUGACCCUAAUACUUCAGGGCAUCUGCAGAAACUGAAGAAGAUGGACCCUAUAGAUGUUGAAACGGUGUUACUGUUGAUGAGAAAUCUAUCCAUGAAUUUGACAAGUCCCGAUUUUGAGGAUCAUAGAAAGUUGCUUUCAUCCUACAAGAUUGAUGCCGAUACAACAGAUCACCUUGAUGCAAGUAAAAACCUUCAUAGCGACCAACAAAAGAAUGUUGCUUGAGUGGGCAAUCGUGAAACUAGAAGCUUCUUUCUCGUCAGUUGGUGGUGCUGGCAUUAGAGAUCAAAUCUCGCACGAGUGGUGUUGACAUCCAGCCGCUGAAUCACCAAGAUAACGGCAAAUUAUCAGAAAGCUUUAGGUUCCAUAUAGGUGCUGACAUUAUAUAGCACACUACUAUAUAGCUAUAGUGAGCUCAUUGACUACAGAGUGUUCAUAAUUUAUUGUAUUAUGUUGUAGUGUGUUCAAGGAAAAAAGUGAGAAACAAUACAUUUUGCAGGAGUGUAUAGUUGUUCAAAUUUUAGGUUAAUGUGGUUUUGUACAGCAGUGGGUUCCUGUGUAUUCAUUCGGUUUUUAAUCAUAGUAAGUGUGCUUCACA